This is a messenger RNA of Mercurialis annua (annual mercury), 1087 nucleotides long. RefSeq names its product probable long-chain-alcohol O-fatty-acyltransferase 5. The record is from RefSeq and is a predicted model, not a curated record. The transcript has a single exon. NCBI's taxonomy places the organism in Eukaryota, Viridiplantae, Streptophyta, Magnoliopsida, Malpighiales, Euphorbiaceae. The coding region runs from base 1 to 1053 and encodes 350 amino acids. Gene Ontology annotation, biological process: lipid metabolic process.
AUGGAAAAUGAGAUUAGCAACUUCAUUAAGGUUUGGCUAUCAGUUUUGAUCUCAUUAUCCUACUGCUAUGUUAUUGGUCAUAAAGUUCCAAAUGGCACGAUAAGACUCGUUUGUUUACUACCAAUUAUCUCCCUCUUUCUCUACCUCCCUCUCCAUCUUUCCACAAUGCAUCUUGGUGGCCCGACAUGCUUUUCAAUUGCUUGGCUUGCAAAUUUCAAGCUCUUGCUCUUUGCUUUUGGCAAAGGUCCUUUAUCUUCAAAUCCUUCACUCUAUCUUCCGCAUUUCAUUGCUUCAGCUUGCCUACCGAUCAACAUCCAAGAAAAAUUGUCUGUCCAUACACCUAAAGACGGUAAAAAAUCAUCCGAAAUCUCUACGCUAAAGGCCCUACUCGUCGCUAUAGUCAUUCAUUUUUAUGACUACAGUGACCUUAUCCACCCUAAGAUCAUCCCCUUUCUAUAUUGUAUCCAAGUAUAUGUUUCUCUUGAACUAGUCCUAGCCAUGAUGGGAGCCUCUGCUAGCGGGCUAGGGUUAGUGAUCGAACCACAAUUCAAUGAGCCGUACCUCUCUACCUCCUUACAAGACUUUUGGGGUAGAAGAUGGAACCUUGUGGUUCCGAGUAUUCUGCGACCCACGGUUUACAAACCAACUCGCAAUCUAUCCACGUAUAUCGUAGGCAGAAAGUGGGCCCCGAUUCCAGCAAUAUUAGUGACAUUUCUUGUGUCAGGUAUGAUGCAUGAGCUAGUGUUUUACUACCUUGGCCGAGAGAAGCCUACAUGGGAACUCACUUGCUUCUUUGUCCUCCAUGGAUUCUGUCUAGCGGUUGAGGUUGCUUUGAAGAAGGCAACUGCCGAUUGGUGGCAGUUACCAUGGCUGAUCUCAGGACCUUUGACAAUAGGGUUUAUGAUGGUUACUGGUUUUUGGCUGUUCUUGCCAUCAUUGCACCGGUGCAAGGCUUUUGAAAGGUCAUCUAUGGAGUAUGAUGCACUCGUUAGGUUCCUAGAAAAUGCCAGUCAAUAUUUUAGGAUUACCAUGAUCCCUACAUCAGUUUACUAAACCACAAAAUAGCUCAAACACAUCUACUUAGUGC